AUGGCGGCGACUGUAGAUGAUGAUUUUGACGUUAACAAUCAAGACUUCUACUCUCUGCUCAAUGUCAGGAAAGAGGCCACAUUGGAGGAGCUGAAGGCCUCUUAUCGGAGGCUGUGCAUGCUCUAUCAUCCUGACAAACAUCGAGACCCGGAACUGAAAAGACAAGCUGAACAACUUUUCAACCAGGUUCAUCAGGCAUAUGAAGUACUGUGUGAUGCUCAUUCCAGAGCCAUCUAUGACCUCUUUGGGAAGAAAGGACUGGAGGUUGAAGGCUGGGAGGUGGUGGAGAGGAAGAGGACACCAGCAGAAAUUCGAGAGGAGUAUGAAAGACUACAGAGAGAAAGAGAAGAGAGGAGACUGCAGCAAAGAACAAACCCUAAGGGCACCAUCAGCGUCGGUGUGGAUGCAACAGAGCUGUUUGACAGCUAUGACGAGGACUUUGAAGAGAUGCCAGGAGGAGGCUUUCCUCAUAUAGAAAUCAACAAGAUGCACAUUUCCCAAUCUAUAGAGGCACCUCUGACAAACACUGACACAGCAAUGCUGUCCGGUUCACUGUCCACACACAACGGGAGUGGAGGCGGCAACAUUAACAUGACUAUACGAAGAGUUAUGUCUGCUAAAGGCUGGGGAGAGGUGGAAUUUGGUGCAGGAGACAUUCUGGGACCUCUCAUUGGGUUAAAAGUGUUUCGCAACAUUACUCCACGGUGCUUCCUUACAGCCCACUGCGGCUUGCAAUUCUCUCCUCGAGGCUUGCGACCUAGCUGCUCUCUGAUGACGGCACGCCACCUGGAUCAGAACACCAUGGGUUACCUUCAGUGGCGCUGGGGGCCCAACAGUGCCAUGACAACAAGCCUGGUCCGAGACACAAAGAGCAGCCACUUCACUCUCGCCCUGCAGCUUGGGGUGCCUCUCUCCUACGUGAUGAUGAGCUACCAGUACAAGUUCCAAGAUGAAGAUCAGACCAAAGUGAAGGGCUCUAUCAAGAGUGGCUGGUUUGGCACUGUGGUGGAAUAUGGAGCAGAGAGAAAGAUCAGCCGACACAGUGUUCUGUCAGCCACUGUCAGCAUCGGUGUCCCUCAGGGAGUCACACUCAAGAUCAAGUUGGCCCGUUCCAGUCAAACGUACCUGUUUCCAGUCCACCUGACAGAUCAGUUGCUGCCCAGUGCUGUCUUCUAUGCCACUGUUGGACCUCUUCUGGUGUACAUGGCCAUCCACCGAAUGAUCAUCAUCCCAUACACGCAAGCUCAGAAAGAGCAAGAGCUGGAGCUGCAGAGGAAGAGCUCCGCCACAGACAUCGCCAAAAAGAAGCAGGAGGCAGAAUCUGCUGUUUUGCUGAUGCAGGAGUCUGUGAGGAGAAUCAUAGAAGCAGAAGAAUCCAAAAUGGGUCUUAUCAUCCUGAACGCCUGGUAUGGAAAGUUUGUGUCAGACACGAGCCAGAGGCAGGAGAAAGCCAAGGUGAUUGAUGUGACUGUGCCCCUGCAGUGCCUGGUCAAAGACUCCAAACUUAUUCUCACCGAGGCUUCAAAGGCAGGGUUGCCGGGCUUCUAUGACCCCUGUGUAGGAGAAGAAAAGAGUUUAAAGUUACUGUAUCAGUUCAGAGGUGUGAUGCAUCAAGUCAUCUCUGCAGACGCUGAGGCACUACGGAUACCCAAGCAAUCUCACAGAAUUGAAUCGGAGUCCUAG
Messenger RNA from Menidia menidia (Atlantic silverside), 1683 nucleotides. Lineage: Eukaryota; Metazoa; Chordata; Actinopteri; Atheriniformes; Atherinopsidae. The record is from the annotation of a GenBank genome assembly.